AUGUCUGACUUCUGCCCUUACUUCCGGCGCAUGAUGAUGACGUAACAGUCACACACCCCCACCCAGCAGAUUAGGAAGCCGAGGGGGGAGUCACGUGCGCAGCCGGAUAUCCGGCCGGCCGUCACCUGGCGUCAGGGCAAGAUGGCGGCGCUCAGGCGGCUCACGCUGGGUCCUGCCGCCGCUGCCGUCGCGCUGCUUCGGGCUCAGCCGGGAGGAGCCGGGGCGGGCGCGGCUGCGGGGCGGCGCUGGGUGCGGGCGCUGAGGCGGAGCCCGGUCCGCGUGCUGCCCCCGCGCAAAGAGCAGAGAGCGGCCGGGCGGGAACCCGCGGAGCCGAAGGGAGCCCGGCUGUGGCCGGCCCCGGAGAAGAGCCCGGCCGGGCAGGAGCUGCGCUUCGAGAAGGCGGAGCCCGGAGACAGGCGGCUGGGAAAAGUGGUGACAAUUGCCAAGUCGAAGAAGUUUCGCGACCAGCAUGGGAAGAUUCUGCUGGAGGGUCAGAGACUUAUCAAGGAUGCCCUGGACGCUGGAGCAGUGCCCCAGACUCUCUUCUUCAGUACUGUGGGGCACCUGAAGGAACUGCCUGAGGAAAAGCUGAAGAAAACCACUCUAGUUAAGGUGAAGUUUGAAGACAUUAAGAACUGGUCUGACCUCAUAACUCCUCAAGGGCUGAUAGGAAUCUUUUCCAGACCUGACCAUACCAAGAUGACUUACCCAGCUGUCCAGCAACAGAAUUGGCUGCCCCUGUCCCUUAUCUGUGACAAUCUCCGCGAUCCAGGAAACCUGGGGACUAUACUGAGAUCUGCAGCUGGAGCAGGCUGCAGCAAAGUGCUGCUCACCAAAGGCUGCGUGGAUCCGUGGGAGCCCAAAGUGCUUCGUGCAGGCAUGGGGGCUCACUUCCGCCUGCCCAUCAUUGCCAAUCUGGAGUGGGAAUCCAUUUCCAACUAUCUUCCCACAGACACACAGGUCUACGUGGCCGACAGCCGCGACCCAAGAACACAGGACAAGAUGGAGGAUGGGUCGGGAAAGGCCAGGUCGGGAAAGGCCAGCAGCUAUGGUUGGGUUUCCAGACCUCACAACUUGAAGGCUCCGAUAGGCAGAGAGGACUUGGCUUUUGAUUCAGAGAGCGAAGAGGAGGAGCAGGGAACAGAUGAGGCCUGGUUCCCAGAACUUGACACUCAAUGUUACCACGAGAACUGGACACGGGCGCCAGCAGCAGCAGUGGUGAUUGGUGGGGAGACCCAUGGUUUGAGCACAGAAGCACUUCGGCUAGCAGAGAGCACCGGGGGGAAGAGACUGAUUAUUCCUGUGGUCCCAGGCAUGGACAGUUUGAACUCAGCCAUGGCUGCGAGCAUCCUGUUGUUUGAGGGGAAGAGACAAUUGCAGCUGAGAGAGAAGCAAGAGAGCAAAGGACAGAAGUUCCCUGCCUUGGGCUAAAUUGUGCAGGAGACCAUUCUGCACAGACCGAGCCUCCUCUUCUGUAUGUUCCCAUGCAGGCAGCUUGCAGGGGAAUCAAUAAAAUCACAGGUUUUGCCACUGCUA
Molecule: messenger RNA, 1536 nt
Organism: Malaclemys terrapin pileata
Lineage: Eukaryota; Metazoa; Chordata; Testudines; Emydidae
Gene: MRM3
Product: mitochondrial rRNA methyltransferase 3
Biological process (GO): RNA processing
Molecular function (GO): RNA methyltransferase activity; RNA binding
Source: RefSeq, a predicted model, not a curated record